AUGUCGGCGGCAGACGAGGAAACCCCCGUCUCGGCGGGGGAAGAAUCAUCAUCGUCGGAGGAGGUCGAAACUCUGAUCGCAGGGCGACAAAAGCGAAGCACGGCAGGGAGAAAUAUGUCCACCCUGCUCGAUGCUGAAGCGGAUGAUGAGUUGGCUCUUCUGUUCGCGGAGGAUGAGAAUGACGAAGAAUUCGACCUGGACGAAGGCGGUGCCGAAGAUGCCGAGGACAUGCAUUUGGACUCCUCUUCCGAGGACGACGAAGACCAAGGCCCAAAUGCGGCAGAGGACGAUCUCGAGGGUGAAAGGGAGCUCCAGCGCGAAGCUAGAGCAGAACGUCUGGCCAAGAAGCGCAAAGCCCAGGAAUCGCUGAAGUUGACUGCCUUACGAAAGAAGGUCAAGAUCGACCCGACGGCCGUGUCGACAACGUCUACUCCUCCCCAACGACCGAAGAAGAAAUCGGAGCGUACCUCGUGGUUGCAUACUCCAGAAGAAGCCCCGACGCGGUCUUCCACUCGUCGCCAAACGAUGCAGAACAAGGAGCUUACCCAAGCCCGACUGAAGAGCAGUGAGGAGAGGCGAAUCAAACUUUUAGCUACAAUGGAAGAAGCUGCAAAGAGAAAGGAGAAAUUAAAGCCUAGGGUGAUGACGCAAGCAGAACGUCUGGCCGAGGCGGAGAGAGUCGAGCGGAUCAAUAGUAAAAGCUUGAAUCGCUGGGAGGAGAUGGAGAAGAAGAAGGCUGAAGAACGAAAGGCCAAAUUGGAAGCCUUGCAAAACCGUCGUCUCGAGGGGCCUGUCCUGUCGUGGUGGAGUGGCAUUGCUAAAUGGGUGAACGGCAAGCUCGUUCGUGUGGGUAGAGUCGACGUUCAGCCAAAGCCGGAGAAGGAAGAGACAGAGCGCAAGAAAAGGGGCAAGGACUCGUCGAACCAAGAUCCCUCGAAGGGUGAAAAGAAAACAGAAGAGAAUGCGGAGAAUGAUGGGGCUGAGAAGAAACCUGCUGCAGCUGAUGGGCAGGAGUCGACCUCGGCAGAAAAUCCCCCAGAGAAUCCUCCUGCUGGGCCAUCGACGGAGAAAGGGGAGCCGCCUGUUGGAGAGAAGCCCUCUCAAGAUGAGUCUCCCACUGGAGCCGAAAAUGCGCAGAAGCCGCCUGGAGAGACUCCUGCGAGUCAGACGCAGAACGGCGUCAACGAAACUGCAUCUCAGAGCCCUGCUGGAUUACUUGACGGUAUCCACAUGUACGCAUCUCAGCCUGACAAUUCUGAGAAGUCAGACAAACCUGCGCCAGAGCAGCCUGCAGCUCCGGAGACGUCACCAACCUCUGCAUCGACAGCGGAGCCUGCGGCCUCUUCGACGGGGCCAGCGUCCGGCUCAGAGAAUACGGCUAGCGAACCGGCGGAGUCAGAGACUCGGUCAAAGGAAGAAGAACCGCAGCCGGAAUCGAAACCUGCAGACUCGGCCUCCAACGAUGCAAAGGCAGAGAAACCGGAAAGCGUCCCACAAUCGACCUCCGAUGCUCCAGUUUCACAAGAACAGAAAUCUGAGACGGCAGACGGAACGACGGAAUCAGCUGUUGUUGAGCCUAUCUGCUCCAUACCGAAGUCGGCGGAGGCCGCAACGGAGGACUUUUCUGCAUUCCCCAAACUCCCGUCGACAGAAUCGCCAGCUUCGGAUUCCUCUCCGGCAGCUGCAGUCCCGGCCACGGAGCCAAUGCAAGUAGACCAGCCAUCGACAGCAGAUAACAUCGACAAAGAGCCGGCUCCCGUUUCCCAAACGGAACCGCCUGCGCCUCCAGCCCCGGAAGUGGUUGAGCAGACAGGUAGGAAUCUGCUCAUUCUUGAGAACUUUGACGACAAGACGGCGCAGAGCCGCGAAUACAGUAUCUAUUUCAAUUCCAAGAAGCCACCUAAGCUGACAAAAAUCGCAUCGCAUCUUUGUCCCAUCACGUCUCAACCAGCACGUUACCGCGAUCCUGAGACGGGGCUUCCCUUUGCGAAUGCGCUCGCGUAUCGCGAGAUUCGGGAGGUGACAGCCCAGAAAACAGCCGCACGAGGCGUGCCGGAGCGAUUCUUGACGGGCGUGAAAACAGAGAAAGAGACACCUGCUGCGAGAACAGGUGAAGACCAAGCGGCAGCAGCACGUUGGAGCGGCGUUUCGGGACUCAACUCGUCUAGAUAUAGUGCUCGAUGCCGCGGUCUACAAGGUUGA
This is a messenger RNA of Rasamsonia emersonii CBS 393.64, 2202 nucleotides long. Its product is annotated as Signal transducer. The record is from RefSeq and is a predicted model, not a curated record. The transcript is spliced from 5 exons. Lineage: Eukaryota; Fungi; Ascomycota; Eurotiomycetes; Eurotiales; Trichocomaceae. Bases 1 to 2202 code for a protein of 733 amino acids. Gene Ontology annotation, cellular component: nucleus. Gene Ontology annotation, molecular function: ATP-dependent H2AZ histone chaperone activity. Gene Ontology annotation, biological process: chromatin remodeling; regulation of DNA-templated transcription.